AACUUGUCCUCAGCCUCUCAGUUCUCUAGUUAGGUGAAGACAGGAACCUGCAUGUGUCAUCUAUCGUGUACAAUGUACACUGUAUCUCGCGUUCAAGGCGGUCGCGUGCUCGUUGUUGCUACCAGCUGGAAAUAGGUGAGGAUGGUGGAGAUGUCGAUCGAAGUACAUUGUCGGUCGUGACUUCAUUUUGACGUUACAUCCUUCUGUCAGCCAUUAACGAUUCGACUGCAAGGUCCACGGAUUCUUCCAGACUAUGACGUGAAGAACACAAAGACUGCUUACCCUUGGCAUAAGUUAGCUACUGGUAUUUGCCUUGGACCUGGAAAUACUCUCCUUUCAAUCGCUCGAAACCUCCAGAUCAAAAUCCUCUUUCAGCAAGCACUCACAGAAUACAUACAGACGAUCAAUAAUGCCUCGAGGAGCAGAUUAUGACAACGGAGUUCCCCAGUCCGACAACGCCAUUGGCGGGGAAAAGGAAAUCAUCCACGGGGGUGACGGAAAGCCCACAUCCGAAAGCGACGUUGCAGGAGCCAAGAAGACUGCUCCUUUACCAGAAGGCCUGAGCGAGGUCAACGACGAAGUUCACAGUGGUGGAGGGAGCAGAGGCAAUCAGGAAGGAAGUGGAAAAGGUGGUCACGAACCCAAGACACUCGGGGAGUUGAAGGGCACGAAAACAGCGGGCAAAAAUACCGGCGGCGAUCCCACUCUAGCAGCCAAACAGCCGCCGACCGUGUUUGAUGGGAAAUAAACUUGAUCACGACGAGGCAUGCACAUACAUACGGUAACUUGAAUGACAUAUUUGUAAGGAUAUUGGCGUCGAGGACUUUGCCAGGAAGCUGCGGCAACUCCAUUGCAUGAGAGAUCUGGAUCGGGUCGAAGGUCAAAGCAGACCUCAAUGAUGUGGAUCUUGACCAAAAAUGAUAUGCUUUAAACAUCUCG
Messenger RNA from Exophiala xenobiotica, 939 nucleotides. RefSeq lists its product as uncharacterized. NCBI's taxonomy places the organism in Eukaryota, Fungi, Ascomycota, Eurotiomycetes, Chaetothyriales, Herpotrichiellaceae. The record is from RefSeq and is a predicted model, not a curated record. The transcript has 2 exons. The coding region runs from base 410 to 748 and encodes 112 amino acids.